ACCUCUAAACUUUUUAACGUUUAAUUUCUUUUCUCUAACAAAAGUAGCAUGUAAUAAAAAAAUUAUUCCGAAUAAUAUAUUGAAUUUCAGUGUAUUUUAAAUCAAAUAGAAAGUACAGGAUCACAGCUUUAAUAGUGUUUAGAUUAGAAGUUGUGAAACGUUUUGUUCAUAUCGAAAAUAUUGAUUUAAUCAAUUAUCAAUUACUGAGCGGUCGUUAAUCUUCUAUAGGUGCCUAAGACCGCUGAACAAUGAAAAUUUAAAUUUAAUUUCAAAAAAUUAUUUUCUCUUUUUAUUUAUUCCACUGUCGUUUUGAAAGAGAUUUUACACGGUUCAAAGAAUAUUCUUGAAAAGAGGGUUGCAUUCGACAGUGAUUGAUCCAUCAUUCAGCAACAAUGAAUGCAACCGAUUUAGUAAGUUCGUCAAACGUCCAAUGGAUCUAAUGAAAAUUCUAUUGCUAAUAACAAAAUCAGUGAUCUUAUUUGUAGGGUUAUACACAAAAUUAUUUGGGCCUGGAGUAUUUCAUAUGCUUUUCUGAUGGCUAUGUACAAAUAUCACUCUAGGUCUUAUUAAAACUUAACUAAUAUAAUUAAAAACUAGUUUGUAAAAAAGAUUAGAGCUUACUGCUUUAACUAAUAAAAAUAUAAUUUAGAGUUCAAUUUUUAAUAACGAUAACUUAUCAAUAUGAAAAUUUUGAUAAGUUUAUUUCAAUUGAUAUUGUUGUUUCUACCGUUCGUAUUACCUGCAAAUCCAAAUUGGAUGUAUUUAGGAGUAAUUGGUAUACCACCUCCCUUGCAACAACAGCAAGCAUCACCAGGAGCUGAAUACGAAGAUCCAAUAAAAAUACAAGCAAGUGCAGUAUGUGGUUCAUUACCAGGACUAGCAUCAAAACAAAUAAACCUUUGUAUGAAACAUCCAAGUGCUAUUUAUUCAGUGUCUGAAGGAGCAAAAAAAGCUAUUGAACAGUGUCAAUUUCAAUUUCGUGAUGAAAGAUGGAAUUGUUCUAUUUUAGAAGAUGAACAAAGUGUAUUUGGACCAACACUAGACAGGGGAAGUAAAGAAACAGCUUUCAUAUAUGCAAUAACAAGUGCGGGUGUAGUAUUUUCUAUAACUAAUGCUUGUAGUUUAGGUAGAUUUACUGAAUGUAGUUGUGAUUCGAUGCAACAUGGACAAACUACUCCAGAAGGUUGGAAAUGGGGUGGAUGUAGUGAUAACUUAGGAUUUGGAUUGAAAUUUUCACGUAAGUUUGUAGAUAGUUCAGAACCAGAACGUCCAAACAAUUUCAAAACCACUAAACAAAAAAAAAUGUGGUCAAAUAGAUUUAAAAUGAAUUUACAUAACAAUGAAGUUGGAAGACAAACUGUAAUAUCAUUAAUGAAAAUACAUUGUCGUUGUCAUGGUGUAUCAGGUUCAUGUGAGCUAAAAACUUGUUGGAAAUUCAUGCCUUCAUUUAAUGAAAUUGGUAAUGUUUUGAAAAAGAAAUAUGGAAAAGCUAUUUUUAUAAAUCACUUAAUAAAUGAACCUACAAAGAACUCAUCAAUGAUAAUUCAUAAUAAAAGAGAUACACGACAAAAUAAAACUAAAAGACUAUUAUUAGCCCAAUCAAAUGAGUUAGUUCAUAUUCAAAAAUCACCAAACUAUUGCAAACAAGAUACAUUAAAAGGAGUUUUGGGUACAGAAGGUCGAAAGUGUAAUAGCACAUCAAUCGGACCAGACUCUUGUAAUAAAUUGUGUUGCGGCCGUGGAUAUAUAACUAGGAUAGUAAAGCAAGAUGAGCUUUGCAAUUGUAAAUUUGUUUGGUGUUGUUAUGUCAAGUGUGAUACUUGCUACAAACAUGUUGAACAAAAAACAUGUAAAUAGAUACAACUACAUUUUUUAUAUCAAGUGCUUAAAUAUUUUGUUUGAGAUUCUAAUCUGCUAUGGUUUUUCCAGUGGUAAAAGUACAAUAGACUUUUUGUAUACAUAUCAUUAAACGCAUGCAGUAAUCUUUACUCUAAUUAAAUUCUAGUCACCUUUUUUUUAUUAAAUAUAAGUCUUCCAUAAUUGACCAUUAUUGUUAGCUCAUAUGUAAUAAAUAGGAACAAUAGACAUGUUUAAAUUAUUUUAUGUUAUAUAUAUACUUAAAAAAAAAUUAUCUCUUUUAAUAGAUAUGCAUUAUUAAGAUAUCAUAGUAAAAUUGCUUCUUAAUAUAAUUUAUUCAAAUUACAUAUAUAAUG
Molecule: messenger RNA, 2213 nt
Organism: Daktulosphaira vitifoliae (grape phylloxera)
Lineage: Eukaryota; Metazoa; Arthropoda; Insecta; Hemiptera; Phylloxeridae
Product: protein Wnt-16-like
Exons: 7
Coding region: 682-1857 (391 amino acids)
Biological process (GO): multicellular organism development; neuron differentiation; canonical Wnt signaling pathway
Cellular component (GO): extracellular region
Molecular function (GO): frizzled binding; cytokine activity
Source: RefSeq, a predicted model, not a curated record